Aureobasidium melanogenum CBS 110374 is the source of this 2448-nucleotide messenger RNA. RefSeq lists its product as uncharacterized. Gene Ontology annotation, biological process: regulation of ER to Golgi vesicle-mediated transport; retrograde vesicle-mediated transport, Golgi to endoplasmic reticulum; endoplasmic reticulum to Golgi vesicle-mediated transport. Gene Ontology annotation, cellular component: Dsl1/NZR complex. NCBI's taxonomy places the organism in Eukaryota, Fungi, Ascomycota, Dothideomycetes, Dothideales, Saccotheciaceae. Bases 1 to 2448 code for a protein of 815 amino acids. The record is from RefSeq and is a predicted model, not a curated record. The transcript has 2 exons.
AUGGCGCUCGACGACUAUCGCAGGAAUCAGGACAAUGAUGUCCGGCUAGUUGAUUUCCUUGACGACAAGUUACAGGCUUUUGCCGACUUGGAAACCCUAGAUUCACUACUGGACAGCGUCAAAGCACAACAAGACUUGCUUAAGCAGCAGCUAAGUGAUGCCCGCAACGACCAUCAAAUCGCCCAGCAAGCCUCGAGUCAACAUGCGACUUCGAUCAAAGAAAAAGGCGCCGCCUUCCAGCGAGACCAACAAGACCUGGACCGCCGUCUUCAGGUCGUCACACAAUCAGACACCAGCUAUGAUGCCCUACAAAAGUUUGAGACCAGUAUGGAACGACUGAGGAAGCUUGACAUGGCCUCGGGCUAUGCUGAGAUACUGCAAGAGGUGGACGCUUUGCGACAAGAGAUCAAUGAACAGCUGGGAAAGUCAGACAAGGCUGCUCUGACCGCAUACAAGAGAUUGUCCGCUCUCGCUACCGGUCUACAGCCUCUGUCUGAUGCGGCAGAGGGUGCCGCUCCUCAUCUCAUUGUCCAUGUCUUGAGAACUGCCCAUAGUGCACGCACCCAGAUCGAGCAAUCUUUAGCAGCCGACUUCGAAACAACUUUGACCAAGAUGGGCUGGCCAAAGCAGGGCAUCUCGGUGCCUCCGGGUCUGCAGGCAGAAUGGAACAUCCACAUCGAGAAGCUCAUCGAUCUUCAAAAAUCCGAGCUCAUUGCAGCAGAUGCAGCAAACAGUUCAAAGACAUCCAAGGAUGAGCCUGCUGUUCUGCUUCCUCUCGAGAUCAUGGUCAGAUCGCUUGAGCUUCGUUUCAACUACCACUUCUCUGGAGAUCGUCCUACCAACCGUCUGGACAAGCCCGAGUACUUCUUGAACCAUGUCUUGGAUCUUAUCAACAGCUACUGCGCAUUCUUCCAAGCGAAUUUGCAGCCACAGCUCCUGGCUAACUUCCGAGGCUCCGAUCUUGCAUUUAUACCUGCCUACAUUGAAGCAACGUCGGCUCUAAUCACUGCUUUGAUCCCCAUGUUGCAGAAGAAGUUGCGUUCGAUCCUUCCUCAAGUCUCGGAACAGCCCCAAUUGUUCAGCAACUUGAUGCAUGAAGUCAUGGCGUUCGAUGCGACCAUUCAGGAGGAAUGGAAUUAUACGCCGCUCUCUCCCGCUACCGUCUGGCGUGGUCUGGCAUACUUCAUCCUCGAAAAGGAGUCCUACUUCUCUAAGUGGCUGACCGUCGAGAAAGACUUUGCGCUGGCACGCUAUCGAGACAUUAUCUCUGAUCGAUCGACCGGAGAGCUUGAUUAUGAUUCAGUAUCUGCAGACAGCACUAAGCCUACCAAAGCGGCGGUCCGUGUCAAUGAUCUUCUUGAGACCAUUACGGACCGCUACAAGUCUUUGUCUUCAUUCAGCCAGAAAUUCCGUUUUUUGUUUGAUAUACAGAUCGAGAUCUUCGAGAGAUUCCGUGGCAGAAUCAAUGACAGCCUACAAAUUUUCUUGACAAACACCACAGCCGUCGGGCGUGCCGUGCACGGCGUCACCAAAGAGGAGCAAGCUGAGCUCGCAGGAGUCAAAGGCAUGGAUCACCUUUGUCGUAUAUUUGGCUCUGCAGAAUACCUCGAAAAGGCCAUGCGUGACUGGAGCGACGAUGUCUUCUUCCUUGAGAUCUGGGAGGAACUGCAAUACAGAGCUGCCAACAAGAUCGACAUCAAGGGUGACCUUAACAUGACCGAGAUCGCAGCAAAGACAAACGCUGCCAUCAGCAACGCAGGAGAGAACCAAGAGCUCGAGGGCGCCUUGUUCGAACAGACGGCAGCAAGCUAUCGCGGACUGCGUGUUCGCUGCGAGGAAGUCAUUUGCGAUACCUUGAUCUACCACCUCCGCGACGUCCUGAGACCGUACGGCCGCAUCAAUCCUUGGGCAUCUCUUUCGGCUGCAGGCAGUGGUGGAGAGACGAGUUUGACUGCUGAGCUGGAUCCUCCGCUCACUCUCUUAGACACACAUCUGUCUUUCUUGUCGCGCGCCUUGUCGAAGUCUGCAUUGCGUCGUAUCUGCCGCGUUGUCGGUCACAGUCUUCAGAUCACGCUCUGGGACACUGUGCUGCUCCGACACUCUUUCUCAACUGCUGGCGCGUCGCAGUUCAUGUCCGAUUUCAAGGGUAUCUGCAGCAUUUUCGAUCGUUAUCUUGGUGCCGGCACUGGCCAAAACGUCAUGCAGCGUCUUGACAAUGGAUUGACAUUGCUCGAUCUGCCUGUGAGGGGGGAGAUCCCUGUCGAAGUCGAUGCUGAAGGUUCUGGUGAAACAGCUUCAGAGAGAAAAUGGGGACUCUUCGAAGUUGAGAGAAGAGUGUUCAUGGACAAUGAGGCCGCCCGAGAUGUGCUAGAAGAGAUGGGCUUGGAAAUCUUGACUGAAAGUGACGCUCGUGCUGUUCUGGGUAAGCGAGUGGAACUUAGCAGUUGA